AUGUACUCUGUUCUUCGGAUCGCUAGCUUGAUGGCCUUGAUUGGCUAUGCUCAAGCUGAUUUCGCAGUCGGCACUUCUGCAUCUCAAAUGGGAAUCGGAGAGAUUGUUCCUGAUACUGGAGGUGACAUCUAUAACACUGACGCAGUUGCUGUGUCGUACCCAGGCGGCUGUCUCGACAACGUCCAGCAAUUCGAGAGGUGCCUUAUCGAAGGCUUCUUUGAGAUCCGAGGACUGAAGACGGAGGAUCAGUACGGUUUCAACUGGAAUGGCGAAGGCUGGGAGUUCUCACAGAACAGCGAGAUCUUGGGCUUCUGUACCAAGAACGACGAUGAAGGAUGCACCAAGACAGGAGUAAACUACUCACUCGGAUUCUUCUCACACAUGCUUUGCACCGGUUCUAUCAACUCUGGGUUCUAG
Molecule: messenger RNA, 417 nt
Organism: Fusarium odoratissimum NRRL 54006
Lineage: Eukaryota; Fungi; Ascomycota; Sordariomycetes; Hypocreales; Nectriaceae
Exons: 3
Coding region: 1-417 (138 amino acids)
Source: RefSeq, a predicted model, not a curated record